Messenger RNA from Pistacia vera, 893 nucleotides. RefSeq lists its product as uncharacterized. The transcript has 3 exons. The record is from RefSeq and is a predicted model, not a curated record. Lineage: Eukaryota; Viridiplantae; Streptophyta; Magnoliopsida; Sapindales; Anacardiaceae. Gene Ontology annotation, molecular function: single-stranded DNA binding; 5'-tyrosyl-DNA phosphodiesterase activity. Gene Ontology annotation, biological process: double-strand break repair. Gene Ontology annotation, cellular component: PML body; cytoplasm. Bases 1 to 849 code for a protein of 282 amino acids.
AUGUUAUGGUGGACUGAAGCUUUAUGGGUUGUUAUCAGUUACCAUACAUGUAACAAGUACUUCACAUUUGUGGCAGAGGACACUAAUUCAGGGGUUCACACAGGGAACACUAAUUCAGGAGCAGUUAUGAGGUCAUUGAAGAUUUUGAACUAUAAUGUUGGGUUCCGAGAAGACUUGAUGAUGCGAAAGAAGAUGAAAGCAGUCGGUGACCUAAUUCAACAGCAUUCUCCAGACCUUAUUUGUUUUCAGGAGGUUACUGCUAAAAUAUACGACAUACUUCUCCAAUCCAGCUGGUGGAUGGUAUAUCAGUGCGCACUUUCCGGAGAAGAGAUAGAUUCUGGGAAAUUCUUUUGCAUGCAGUUAAGCAAAUUGCAUGUGAAAUCGUUCAAUUGCAUACCCUUCAAAAAUUCAACAAUGAGGAGAAAACUUUGUGUUGCUGAGUUUAAAGAUGAGGAGGACAAGCUUUUGGUUGUUGCCUCUAGCCAUCUCGAGAUACCAUGCCUGCGUCGUCCUACAUCAAAUCAAAUGCUUAGCAGGGUAUGUGUGGAGCAGGCAAAGGAGGCUAUGAACCAUCUGGAGAGGAAUGAAAAUGUGAUCUUUUGUGGUGAUUUGAACUGGGAUGACAAGCUGGAUGGUCAGUUUCCUUUACCUGCGGGAUGGGUUGAUGCCUGGACAGAAUCAAGGCCAGGGGAAAAUGGGUGGAUGUAUGAGUUUUCUGGUAAUGGCACACUGCAGAAGCGGCAAGACCGGUUUAUUUGCCAUUUGCGUGAUUAUAAGAUUAGUAGAAUUGACAUGAUUGGGAUAUUAGAGGCAAUACCCCUUUUGCUUUUAACAAUCAGUAGCCAGUGAUGUUGGUUAUGAUGAAGUGAAUGGUUUAACGGAACUAAUGAUAC